AUGUGAAUUUCGGAUCGAUCUCACCCCGCCGCCUACCACACCGGCGCUAGGGUUUCGGGGGAAGAAGAAAUAACAGGAGAGAGAUGAACAGGUUCCAUUUGUUGUCCCUCAUCUCCAAAACUCUCGCUCAUAAUCGUCCUCCUCGUUCCGGCGAUACCGUCCUGUUCUCCGUCUUCCCUUACUCUUCCGACGCCGCUUCCGCUGGCUCCAGCACUGGGCAACACAUGUUCAUGGCCCAGUAUCUCGUCGAAUCCUGCGGUUUCGACCAGAAGAAGGCCGCUGAUACCUCGAAGUUUCUCUGCGGCAUCAAAUCGCGGCAGCAGCCAGACUCCGUCCUUGCCUUCUUAAAAAGUUACGACUUCGACGACAAAUCUGUGAAAAAUAUCCUAGUUGUCUUUCCCCAAUGUCUUCUUUUGGACGUAGAGAAAUCUCUGGCCCCAAAGUUCCGAGCUUUCCAGGAUCUGGGUCUCUCCCGAUCCGACAUCGUCCACCUCGUCCGAUCUAAUCCCGUCGUCCUCAAUAACAGAUUUGAAACCAUUCUGCCAAAGAUCCGAUUUUGGCUAAGCAUUCUUGGGUCCAAGGAUUUGCUGGUGAAGCUGUUCAAGCAAAACCGGUGGUUUCUUGGGUACAGUGUCGAUAAAAGGGUCCGACCCAACCUCGAGAUUCUACAGGAGUAUGGAGUCACUGGCCAGAAGCUCGCUACUAUCUUGCAGUAUCGACCGAGGAUUGUGUUGCAGAAACCUGAUUCAUUGAAAUCAUUGAUCAGUCGCGUGGAGAACUUGGGAGUGUCGCGGACAUCAGGGAUGUUCCACUGGACCCUGUCGGCUGUCAGUGCGGUGCAUCCAAACAAGUUCAAGAUGCAAUUGGAGUUGUUCAGGGGCUUCGGGUGGUCCGAAGAUGAUUAUUUUGCUGCAUUCCGAAAGUCUCCUACCUUUACCAAUGUAUCUGUGAAGACUUUGCAGAGAAAAAUGGAGUUCUUUGUGAAUGAGGCUGGAUAUGCUUCAUCUGACGUAAUGAUGUAUCCAGUGAUAUUAACAUAUAGCUUGGAGAAAAGGUUGAUUCCGAGAUAUCAGAUCUUGAUAUUCUUGAAGUUCAACGGAUACAUCAAAAAUUUUGGCAAGUUGUCGACGUACAUAAGUUAUUCAGAGAAGAGAUUCUUUGAGAUGUAUAUCCUUCGCUAUAAGGAUGAGUGUCCUGAUCUGAUUGAAUUCUAUGCAAGUUUAAAAAAACACUAAUGCUUCUGAUUCUGAACUUCAAUUAGAUAAGAACAAUCCGCAGAAUCAUGAACUUGUUUUUGAAUGGCAAUGGAGCUAAUAGCUGGCAGAUUCAUAGCUUAUUAUGUUAAAUUAUUAUUAUUCUUGUAUUCAUGUUGACACUACUACAAGAGUGACAUUCUUCUUUUAUGAGCAUGGCAAAGCCUUCUUGAGAAGUAAUUACUUGUCUACAUUCUAGCAAAUGCUUGAAUCACAUUGUAAAUCAACAACUUUCUCAGAAAUAGCUCUGAU
Zingiber officinale is the source of this 1505-nucleotide messenger RNA. RefSeq names its product transcription termination factor MTERF15, mitochondrial-like. The coding region runs from base 84 to 1235 and encodes 383 amino acids. NCBI's taxonomy places the organism in Eukaryota, Viridiplantae, Streptophyta, Magnoliopsida, Zingiberales, Zingiberaceae. Gene Ontology annotation, cellular component: chloroplast. The transcript has 2 exons. Gene Ontology annotation, molecular function: double-stranded DNA binding. The record is from RefSeq and is a predicted model, not a curated record. Gene Ontology annotation, biological process: chloroplast organization; regulation of DNA-templated transcription.